UUUAAGCAAAUGCACGAAUUUCAUUUGGCUUAAAAUUUCCAAAUUUUUUUUUUCAAUUAUGCUUAUCAAAGAAUUUCGAAUCGUUUUACCUCUGACUAUCCAAGAAUAUCAAGUGGCUCAACUUUAUUCUGUAGCAGAAGCUAGUAAGAAUGAAACUGGUGGUGGAGAAGGUGUAGAAGUAUUAGUAAAUGAACCUUAUGAAGGAGAACCUCUAUUUAAUAAUCAAUACAAUACAGGACAAUAUACUCAUAAAAUAUAUCAUAUUGAACAAAAAUUGCCCAAUUAUCUACGUUUGUUAGCACCAAAGAGUGUUUUUACAUUCCAUGAAAUUGCUUGGAAUGCCUACCCUUAUUGUAGAACAGUCAUAACGAAUCCUGAUUAUAUGAAAGACAAUUUUGAAGUAAAAAUUGAAACUCUCCAUCUACCUGACAGAGGCACCUCUGAAAAUGCUCAUAAUUUACCUAAAGACGUUUAUAAGAAGGUUCAAAUAGUCAACAUUGAUAUAGCAGACGAUUCUUCCCUCCCUAAAGCGGAUAGGAAAGCGGAAACGGAUCCUGCGAAAUUCCAUUCCACCAAAACUGGCAGAGGUCCUCUAAUAGGAGAUUGGAAAGCUACAGUGGAACCCGCGAUGUGCUGCUACAAACUUGUGUCUUGUAACUUCAAAUGGUUCGGUUUACAAACAAAAGUCGAAAAUUUCCUGAUGGAUAUCGAAAAACGGCUGUUCACCAAAUUCCACAGGGAGUUGUUUUGUUGGAUUGACAGAUGGCACGGUCUAAGUAUGAAAGAUAUUCGGAGUUUGGAGGAAAGAACGAAAGCGGAACUGGACAACAAACGGUUGAAAUGUGGUUUGUCUGGCACAACUGAUUUAGAAUGACAUUCUCCUCAAUACGCAUUUCGACGAAAACAUAAAAUCAUAACAAAAAUUUUAAAUUUUAUCCUCCAUAUUUUUUUUUGUUACUACCCCCAAAUUCCAUAUCAUUUCUACUAACAAUUACUUCUAAUAAAUUGUAGCUUGAUUUGAGUUUAAUAUUAGUAUAUGUUUGGUUGCUCAUUUGAAUUUGUAGGUGUGCUUUACUAAAUUAUAAUUUAUCUUAUGAACGAGCUCUUUAUUAAAUAAUUUUUUCACAUUUAUAGUUAUCGAAUAUAUGAAAGAAAGUGAGGUAUUAUCACUCACAGCCUGUCAUAAUCAUAUAGUUUUAAUCUUCUUUUUUUACUUCUUCUGGAUAUUCCAAAUGCGAUAUACUCUUUAGAAAAUUCCAAAUUAUUAAUUAUUUAUUACCUUAUUGCUACUAUUUGAAUAUCUUAUAAAAUCAAUAUUAUGUAAAACUCACUCCUUAUAAGUCAUGAAUUGAUAAGGAUUUAUUUAUCGAUUUUACCUCUAGUUAAUUUAUCUUCGCAAAUUUCUGGUGAUACUUAAAA
Gordionus sp. m RMFG-2023 is the source of this 1419-nucleotide messenger RNA. Its product is annotated as phosphatidylinositol transfer protein beta isoform-like. Gene Ontology annotation, molecular function: phosphatidylcholine intramembrane carrier activity; phosphatidylcholine binding; phosphatidylinositol binding. Lineage: Eukaryota; Metazoa; Nematomorpha; Gordioida; Chordodea; Parachordodidae. The coding region runs from base 59 to 874 and encodes 271 amino acids. Gene Ontology annotation, biological process: phospholipid transport. The record is from RefSeq and is a predicted model, not a curated record. Gene Ontology annotation, cellular component: cytoplasm. The transcript has 11 exons.